AUGUCCGACUCGAGCGACGAUGACGUUCCUUUGAAGCAGAGAGUGGCGAAGAAGAAAGCAGCGCCGAAGAAGAAGCCUGUAGUGAAGGAGAAGGCCCCGCAAGCUGCCAAGAAAAAGGAGCCAACGAAACCCAAGGCAUCGCCAAAGGCAAAGGCGGCCCCUCGAGCGCCUCGCAAGAAAGCGCAGGGCGAGGGAACAGCGGAGGAGGAGGAGAAUCUGCUGCCUAACGACGCGCGAAAGUACUUCAAACAGGGACAGAAAUUCAUUACUCCCCCAAACGGAGACGGGACGAGGGGGUUCUACGAGAGUCUGUAUGAGGAGAACAAAAAUAGCCUUGUAGCCCUACGGUACUUGAUCGAAUGGGGUGUAUUGACAGGGACACUGUUGCAUGAAUCGCUGCCUCGGUAUUUCGCCUUGAAAGAAAAAGGAGCAUUUAAAGGCGCAGGCGGAGGACUGCAGAAAGCAUUCAUGAAUGGCGUCGAUCAAGCGGACAUCAACGCAGCCGCAAAAAUGUUGAAUGUGAGGCUACCAGUGGGAAUUUGCAGUAGAAGAGGGUUUGCUGCUGCGGUGCUGGCGAGCGUCAUAGGAAGAAGAGAGGAAGAGGAUAUCGACAAUCCCGCCAGUGCCUGA
Molecule: messenger RNA, 630 nt
Organism: Eimeria acervulina
Lineage: Eukaryota; Apicomplexa; Conoidasida; Eucoccidiorida; Eimeriidae
Exons: 5
Coding region: 1-630 (209 amino acids)
Source: RefSeq, a predicted model, not a curated record